AGGGCUGAUUCCUCGCCACUGCACCACGGAGGCCUACAGACGUUAAGUCAGAUAGACGCAUUUCAAUAUGUGUUUGAUCAUAUCGCUGUCUGAAGCCAUGGGACCUAUGAGAUGUGUGGUGCUUCUAUGGCUGUUGUUCAUUGGCGGGCUUCAAGCAAGAAUAACAUCUUCCAGUAAGGCCUUUGAGCCCAACAUUCAGGUGCCAGGCAACCUUGCCUUUGGCUACAAGGUUCGUCCCCAGGCUCAGCAGGGCCAGAGCUACCAGACCCGUCCCCAGGCUCAGCAGGGCCAGAGCUACCAGACCCGUCCCCAGGCUCCGGCUCAGCAGGGCCAGAGCUACCAGACCCGUCCCCAGGCUCCGGCUCAGCAGGGCCAGAGCUACCAGGCUGGUCCCCGUCCUCAGGCGCAGCAGGGCCAGAGCUACCAGGUCCAGAGCUACCAGGUCCGUCCCCGUGCUCAGGCUCAGCAGGGCCAGAGUUACCAGGCCCGUCCCCAGGCUCCGGCUCAGCAGGGCCAGAGCUACCAGGCCGGUCCCCAGGCUCAGGCGCAGCAGGGCCAGAGCUACCAGGUCCGUCCUCAGGCUCAGGCCAGAGCUACUGCACCCGUCCCCAGGCUCAGCAGAGCCAGAGCUACCAGGCCCGUCCCCAGGCUCCGGCUCAGCAGGGCCAGAGCUACCAGGCCCGUCCUCAGGCUCAGCAGGGCCAGAGCUACCAGGCCCGUCCCCAGGCUCCGGCUCAGCAGGGCCAGAGUUACCAGGCCCGUCCCCAGGCUCAGCAGAGCCAGAUCCACCAGGCCCGUCCCCAGGCUCAGGCAGAGCCAGAGCUACCAGGUCCGUCCUCAGGCUCAGCAGGGCCAGAGUUACCAGGCCCGUCCCCAGGCGCAGCAGAGCCAGAUCCACCAGGCCCAGGCUCAGGCGCAGCAGGGCCAGAGUUACCAGGUCCGUCCUCAGGCGCAGCAGAGCCAGAUCCACCAGGCCCGUCCCCAGACUCAGCCGCAGGCGCAGCAGAGCCAGAGCUACCAGGUCCGUCCUCAGGCGCAGCAGAGCCAGAUCCACCAGGCCCGUCCCCAGGCUCAGGCGCAGCAGGGCCAGAGUUACCAGACCCGUCCCAAGCCGCAGGCGCAGCAGAGCCAGAUCCACCAGGCGCAACAGGGCCAGAGUUACCAGGUCCGUCCUCAGGCACAGCAGAGCCAGAUCCACCAGGCCCGUCCCCAGGCUCAGCCGCAACAGGGCCAGAGUUACCAGGUCCGUCCUCAGGCGCAGAAGAGCCAGAUCCACCAGGCCCGUCCCCAGGCUCAGCCGCAGGCGCAGCAGAGCCAGAUCCACCAGGCCCGCCCCCAGGCUCAGGCGCAGCAGGGCCAGAGUUACCAGACCCGUCCCAAGCCACAGGCGCAGCAGAGCCAGAUCCACCAGGCCCGUCCCCAGGCUCAGGCACAGCAGGGCCAGAGUUACCAGACCCGUCCCAAGCCGCAGGCGCAGAAGAACCAGAGCUACCAGGCCCGUCCCCAGGCUUUGGCGCAGCAGGGCCAGAGUUACCAGGCCCAUCCCCAGGCUCAGCUGCAGAGCCAGAGCUACCAGGCCGGUUCCCAGGCUCAGCCGCAGAAGCAGCAGAGCCAGAUCUACCAGGCCCAUUCCCAGGCUCAGCCGAGCCGGAGCUACCAGGCGCAGCAGAGCCAGAGCUACCAGGCCCAUCCCCAGGCUCAGCUGAGCCAGAGCUACCAGGCCCGUCCCCAGGUGCAGGCGCAACAGAGCCAGAUCCACCAGGCUCAGCCGCAGGCACAGCAGAGCCAGAGCUACCAGGCCCGUCCCCAGUCUCAGCUGCAGGGGCACUACCAGACUACACCAGGGAUCAAACUAGAGGGCAGGCGACCAGUCAACUAUGGAAGCAAAGGAGGAUUGGGCUAAAGCCUGAAAUUAUUGCCUGCAGGGGUGCUGUAGGUGUUUCAUCCAAUGACCCAUGUUGAACUAAACGUGUACCAUGAGUCUUUUGGAAAAAUAAAAAUUAUAUUGUGUGGAAAUCUAA
Messenger RNA from Hippoglossus stenolepis (Pacific halibut), 2021 nucleotides. Its product is annotated as chromatin modification-related protein eaf-1-like. NCBI's taxonomy places the organism in Eukaryota, Metazoa, Chordata, Actinopteri, Pleuronectiformes, Pleuronectidae. The coding region runs from base 68 to 1903 and encodes 611 amino acids. The transcript is spliced from 7 exons. The record is from RefSeq and is a predicted model, not a curated record.